This is a messenger RNA of Rubroshorea leprosula, 1172 nucleotides long. NCBI's taxonomy places the organism in Eukaryota, Viridiplantae, Streptophyta, Magnoliopsida, Malvales, Dipterocarpaceae. The record is from the annotation of a GenBank genome assembly.
AUCGGAAACAAAAGACACAGACAAGUUGAAGCCUAAUUUCUUCGAAGCAGUUGGAUUGCUUAUGAAUUGGCCUGCUCAAUCUCAGGGGAAAUGGGACCCAGGUAAAUAUCCUUCACCGUCGCCGUCAAGGGGUCAUCCCUCUUUCUCCUCUGCAUCUGGGGUUUCGUUUUUGUGCCAAUUUCUUCAGAAUAACUCCUCUUCGACAUGAUUUCUAAGACCAUAUGUUAUUCCCCGUUUCUCUCCAUUACCCCACGAGAAGCCUCACCUGACUUUUCCAGAGUUUUUCCAAGAACCCCAGUUUCAAGCUUCACUAGAUUUUCAUUGGUGCGGAAAUCCCUUUGCUUUCCACAGGGAUUCUGCGUGUUCGGAGAGAAAAUUCGGGUCCUCAAUGCUUGGAGCGAAGAAGGGUCUUUGCAGGGACUCGAUGACUCUCCUGUGGCGGUUGAGCUUGAGCCCAUUUGCAGCGAGAGCCAGUUCGAUCAAGUUAUUGGAGAGGCUCAACAACUUGAGAGACCCGUGAUUAUAGUUUGGAUGGCAAGCUGGUGCAGAAAAUGUAUAUAUUUGAAACCUAAAUUGGAAAAGUUGGCAGCUGAAUAUCAUCCAAGAUUGCGGUUUUAUUGCAUAAAUGUCAACAAUGUUCCACACAAGGUCGUUGCUUGUGCUGGGGUCACUAAAAUGCCAACUAUUCAGGCAAGGCUCAUUUCAAUAUCAAUGUGCUUAUUUUUGAAUUGUUUACCUUAUGCAAAUGGUCUACGGUUGUAAACAAGCCACGAAAGCCAUGUAGCAGCAAGUUGAUCUUUGAUGAAGCGUGCUUGUGUUGUCCAUCUUCAUGGUUGAAACAUUGGUCUACAUUUAAUCAGCAAAAGGUUUUCUUAUUUAACGUUUUGCUGGUGUUACAUGUGCAGUUUUGGAAGGACGGUAAGAAACAAGCUGAGGUGAUUGGUGGCCACAAAGCAUACCUAGUCGUCAACGAAGUUCGUGAAAUGAUCGAAAAUGAAUACAGCACUUGAGAUACGUUACUGAAACAGGCUUUCUUACACCAAUUCUUGUUCCUCCUCUUGAGGCCUUCAUGUUGUCCGGUUUACAUUAAAAACAUAUAUGUAAUUUUUUUCCCUGACAAAAUAAUCUCAGCAAAACCACACUUUUGAAAGAAAUGAAAUUGAAAGCCAGGA